CUCUCCUGCUUUCUCUCUCUUCAUUGUCUUUGCCGAUGUAAAUUUUUGUCUCAAACUGCUUUCGAAUAUUCAAAUCUUCCUCUUUAUCUCUCUCUCAAGUUGCAAUUUUUACUAGUUGAAACCUUCAAAAACAAAAACAAAAAAAUACUAGCAAAAAGGAAGAUAGUUAGCUACCCUCCCCCCUUUUGAUUAAAACCCACGAAAUCUUUUUCCAAGAAGCCUAGUUGUUUCUUGGCGGAGAAUUUUUGAUCAAAUUUUCUUGGGAGAUUACUGUCGAAAGCUUGGGUAUUUCUUGGUGGAUUUUGGUCGUUAGGUUGAAAGACUAAAAGGGUUUUUAUUUUAUAGAAAGAAGGAAUAGUAUGAAGAUCAAAGAAGAUGGUCAUGAAGCUGUGAAGGGCUUUUAGCUUUAGACAAGGGUUCUGUUGCUUUGAAUUUCUAGGAGAGAAAAGUUAAAGCUUCCUAGCCAAUUUGGUUGAAGACUUGAGAAGGAUAUUUAAGAGUAAUAACGAACAAGCAAAACAUUAUGGUUGCAAAGGGACGCCAGAAUGCCACUGACUCUCAGAAAGUGGAGGUGGGAGAGAUAGAUACUAGUGCACCUUUCCAAUCUGUUAAAGAUGCUGUCACUCUAUUUGGUGAAGGCGCUUUCUCUGGGGAAAAACCUGCCAUGAAAAAGGCAAAAGCUCACUCUGCAGAGAGAGUUCUAGCCAAGGAGACUCAGCUUCACCUUACUCAAAAAGAGUUGAACAAGUUAAAGGAACAGCUAUCAAAUGCUGAGAUAACUAAGGCUCAAGCACUUGUAGAGCUAGAAAGGGCUAAAAAAACAGCUGAGGAACUCUCACACAAACUCAAAACUGUUAACGAGUCCAAGGAUUGUGCAGUCAAGGCUACAGAAGCUGCAAAGAAUAAGGCUAAGCAGAUUGAAGAAGCAAAUUCUGGUAUUCUUCCCGGACCCGAUGGAACUAGGAGCCAGGACUCGGAAACUGCAAGGGAACAAUACAUGAUUGUAAUUACUGAACUUGAUGCUGCUAAACAAGAAUUGAGGAAGGUCCGUCAGGACUGUGAUGCAUCCUUAGAAGCGAAAAUUGCUGCCUUCAACCAAACAGAAGAAGCUGAACAUGCAGCUAAGGUUAACAUGGAGAAGGUUGGAGAGCUCUCUAGGGAAAUUUCAUAUGUACAGGAGUCGAUCGGACAAGUGAAGCUUGCAUCUCUUGAAACACAGCAAGAACAAGCUAAAAUGUUUGCUGAAAAGGACACUCAGAAGCAAUUAUAUAAAGCUACCCUUGAAGAGUCAACAAAGAAGUUGCUUGCUUUGAAGAAUGAAUUUGACCCUAAGCUUAUGCGAAAUCUUGAAGCUCAACUGCUUGAAACAGAUAAUCAGAUUGGGUCUUUGCAGAAACAGAUGGAAAGUGCAAAGGCUUCCGAUCUGGAGUCUGUGCGAACUAUUACUUCAGAGCUAGAUGGUGCUAAAGAAUCGCUGCAAAAAGUCGCUGAAGAAGAGAAUUCCUUGAGGAGUUUGGUGGAGUCUCUUAAGGUGGAACUAGAAAAUGUGAAUAAAGAGCAUUCUGAGCUGAAGGAGAAGGAAGCGGAAACUGAGUCCAUUGCUGGGAAUCUGCAUGUCAAGCUUCGGAAAAGUAAAUCAGAGCUUGAAGCUUUCCUUUCGGAGGAAUCCAAAACAAGAGGUGCCUGUGCAGAAAUGUUAUCAACCCUCCAACAGCUAUCAGUGGAAACAGAAAAUGCGCUGCGAAAAGCAGAAGAGAUGAAAAAGGAAGCAGAGAAGUUAAAGUUGGAAGCUGAAGCCUUGAGAAUUGCACUUCAGGAAGCAGAUAAGCAGCUGGUGGUUGCUCUGGAAGAAGCGGAAGCUGCAAAAGAAGCCGAGACUAGGGCACUUGAUCAAAUAAAGAUGCUUUCUGAGAAAACAAAUGCUGCACGUGCCUCAACCUCUGAAUCUGGAGCCAAUAUAACUAUCUCCAGGGAAGAGUUCGAGUCUUUGAGUCGUAAAGUUGAAGAGUCAGAUAAUAUAGCUGAAAUGAAAGUGGCUGCUGCCAUGGCUCAGGUCGAAGCUGUGAAGGCUAGUGAAAAUGAGGCACUUAAGAGACUAGAGGCAACUCAGAAAGAGAUUGAAGAUAUGAAGGUUGCAACUGCAGAUGCUUUGAAGAGGGCAGAGAUGGCUGAAGCUGCAAAGAGGGCUGUGGAGGGAGAGCUCCGGAAGUGGCGUGAAAAGGAACAGAAGAAAGCAGUUGCAGCUGCAUCUCGGAUUCUGAUAGAAGCACAGAUGUCAACAGAAUCAUCCCCCCAGCACUACAGAAUUCAAAAGCAGAACCCAGCAGAGAAAAUUGUGCAGGCUAAAAUGUUGGAAAAAGAGAAGUCUUCUGUCUCGAAAAAGGUGCUUUUACCUAAUAUCAGCGGUAUCUUCAAUCGAAGAAAGAACCAAAUUGAGGGUGGAUCUCCGUCGUAUCUGCCUGGUGAGAAGACUCUGUAACAUUGCAUUUGCCUGAUCUUUGUACAUUUAUCAAUGGUUGAGAGAAACAUAUUUGAUUGUGUGUACAUCUGAGAACUGUGAAAUCAAAUCCCUGUUAUUCUUGUGUGAGGAAUUUAAAGUGGAACAUCUAAGGAUUAGUUUGCAAGCAAGGUGGAGUAAAUGACUUGUGUAUAUUAUUACUAUUAGGUUAAUUGAUGACUUGGCAAUGGAAAUGAAUGUUUGUGUUGUUUUAA
Messenger RNA from Gossypium raimondii (Peruvian cotton), 2712 nucleotides. RefSeq names its product WEB family protein At5g55860. The transcript is spliced from 4 exons. Bases 524 to 2479 code for a protein of 651 amino acids. The record is from RefSeq and is a predicted model, not a curated record. Lineage: Eukaryota; Viridiplantae; Streptophyta; Magnoliopsida; Malvales; Malvaceae.